AUGUCCCACCUCCGACCUCCGCCAUCACCGCCACCAGAACCGCCAUCCGUGUACUGUACGCCUUCGCCACAAUCGAAAGCCACCACCCCGUCGCCCAUGUCACGUAUUUUCAUGUCACGACAGCAAUCAUCCGUGAAAUCAUCACCUCUAACCAAACUCGUAGCAACGCCAACCAUGGGCAUGGAGUUCCCUUACGAACACAUCACAUCAAAAGCACACGAUAGGCUGUUGCUAAGAAGACACCGCCACACGAAUCCGGCUAUCUGGUGCAGCGCGAUUAUAUGUUUGAUCUUCAGCCUCCUCGUCAUCUUCUUCGGAAUCGCCACUUUGAUCGUGUUCCUCGUCGUCAAGCCAAGAACGCCUGUUCUCGACACCAACCGUGCAAACCUCAGCGUCAUCUACUUCGACGCACCUGGCAAUUUCAAUGGAGAUUUCACUUUUAUGGCAAACUUCUCAAACCCCAACAGGAAACUGGAGGUGAAGUUCGAGCAGUCUGUUAUGGAAUUGUUAUUCGAAGGCAGUGUGAUAGCGACUCAAUCAAUCCGGCCAUUCAGUCAAAGGCCAAAGGAGACAGGCGUGGUGGCAAUUAACUUCGUAUCCAGCUUGGUUUCUCUGCCACCAAAUUAUGCAAUGGAACUUCGAAAACAGGUAUUGAACAACAAAGUUUUGUACAGUGUGCGAGGGACUUUCAAAGUACGCGCAAGUUUGGGAGCGAUUCACUUCUCUUAUUGGUUGCACGGGCUUUGCGACCUGCAAAUCACCAGUCCGCCGUCAGGUUCUCUCAUGGCUCGAACCUGCAAGACCAAGAGAUGA
This is a messenger RNA of Lactuca saligna, 813 nucleotides long. The record is from the annotation of a GenBank genome assembly. NCBI's taxonomy places the organism in Eukaryota, Viridiplantae, Streptophyta, Magnoliopsida, Asterales, Asteraceae.